Molecule: messenger RNA, 1822 nt
Organism: Thrips palmi
Lineage: Eukaryota; Metazoa; Arthropoda; Insecta; Thysanoptera; Thripidae
Product: elongin-B-like
Exons: 4
Coding region: 189-542 (117 amino acids)
Biological process (GO): transcription elongation by RNA polymerase II
Cellular component (GO): VCB complex; elongin complex
Molecular function (GO): protein binding
Source: RefSeq, a predicted model, not a curated record
CCAUAUUUUUCAACCACCCACCCCCUCACCCCAAGUCUCCGAUCGACAGGCCACGAAAAAACAGGCCCUUACAAAACUGGAACUAGAAAUUCAAGGAAUUGUUGCGGUGAGCGAACGAACCCGUUCUCGGCCUCGGAGUGGCGUCCACCUCAGGGUACCGACCGACUAGGUCGCGAACCGGCGAAAACAUGGAUGUCUUUCUCAUGAUUAGAAGAAAGAAGCUAACGAUAUUUACCGAUGCUAAGGACUCCACUACUGUACUGGAACUAAAGAAAAUGAUAGAAGGCAUUAUUAAAGUCUCACCUGAAAACCAGCAACUUUUUAACAAAGAUAAUGUUGAAAUGGAUGACCACAGAGCAUUACAAGACUAUGGCUUGACUGCUAGUUCUGCCAAGGCUCAAUGCCCCGCUCAAAUUGGGCUUGCUGUUAGGGGAGAAGAUGGCAGCUUUGAACAGUUGGAGAUGACCCCCUACUCAUCCCCACCUGAUCUGCCAGAUGUAAUGAAAAACUCAGAAGCAAAUGGUGCGGAACUGCCGUCCUGAGUUUUAGCACGCCUCUCUGGUCUCCAGCUGUGAGCUGUUUGGAACCCCUGCUGGUGUAUGCUUAGUGUAUUCCACUCUUUUUUUUUUUCAAGCAACAAUAACAGACCAUAAAUGUCCAAAGAUUAUACUUGAGUUCACCUUGUGGGGAAAGAGGGUUGUUAUUGGUUAAUUUAUUUGCUAGUUGCACCCAUCAUCAGGGCACACCCUAGCAGGGUGAGUGAGACCAUGUAGAGGAAGCAAGCUUUUGGCACGUGCACUCAAUUUUGAAAAAAUCACUUUGGGUGAAAAUUUUGUGUCUUGGUGAUGUGACGCUCAUUAUUCCACAUUGCAAUUGUGUUCCGUUUAGGCAUGUUUUUUUUUGUUUUAACUUUUCAAUUCCUCAAGUUGUGAGCUGUUGUGCUGGUCUCUUGCUAGUUUCCCAACUUCAUUUAUCCCCCAAUAAUACGUUCUUCACUUCUGUGUGGUUUAGUAGUAUAAAACCUUUUGUCAGAUGAACAUAAUUUUCUAGUGUACAAGAAGCUUUGUUCUGUGUUCCCAACAUCAUUGUUGGUUUGUUACUUUCUCAGUUAAUGUAUUCAAGUCAUAAGUGGAACAAUUAUGCACCUGAAACCGAGCCCAAUGAAUGUACUGAUAUAUCACAAAUUGCUUUGGUUAUUUCAUGUACAUUUAUUUUAUUUCUAUGUAACUAGGUUCAAGUUGUUUAAUUUAUUGUUAGAAUGAAUGAGUAAACUAAGGCUGUAAUUUUUCUUUUUUUAAUAUAUAAAGUUUGAUUGUGCCGCUCUUCAAUUUCUUUUGACAAUUCUUACAGUUAAUGUUUAUUCAUUUCAUUGUUUUAUUGCAAUGAGUUUCUUGUAUUUUUUCAAAGUUGAAAGAUCAAAUUAUUGGUGAAUUUUAAAUGUGUAUAGUUAACUCCCUACCCCACAUUCUCCCCCUUAAACUUAUUAGUGUUCCAGACUAGUACCUGUUGCUUUUGUUAGUUCAAACUUAAGAAAGAAUUGAUCCUCACCAACGACUUCAUGUUUACUUGGCUCUGAGGGUUGUGUUUAAACUUAAAAGAAAAAGAAGUCUCAUGUAUUUUGUUAAUAUGUCAGACAUUGAUAUUAAUUAUCUAAUGAAUGUCUUUUAAAAGAAAGAUGUAAACCAGCCUGAUAAACCCUGGUGUUCCAGAUUGCGUCCUGUACAGGACAAAUGUGCAAAGUCAGCCACCAACGGCUGUUCUGAAAAAAAAAAAAGAUCUAUUGAAAAAUUGCAAGUAAUUAAAUCUUUUCGGAAGCACUGAA